Messenger RNA from Histoplasma mississippiense, 1980 nucleotides. RefSeq lists its product with no specific name. Gene Ontology annotation, molecular function: DNA binding; zinc ion binding; DNA-binding transcription factor activity, RNA polymerase II-specific. Gene Ontology annotation, biological process: DNA-templated transcription; regulation of DNA-templated transcription. Lineage: Eukaryota; Fungi; Ascomycota; Eurotiomycetes; Onygenales; Ajellomycetaceae. The record is from RefSeq and is a predicted model, not a curated record. Bases 1 to 1980 code for a protein of 659 amino acids. The transcript has 6 exons. Gene Ontology annotation, cellular component: nucleus.
AUGCAACAGGAACGAAAGCGUCGCAUUCAAGCCUGUUACCCCUGUUACACGCGAAAGCAAAAAUGUAACCGCCAGUAUCCAUGCAACCACUGUAGCCGCCGCCGGCGGGCAGAAGGGUGCAUCUAUAGUGGUGGGACAGCACCUGGACGGGAGGCUCGAGUCCAGAAACUGCCCCAGGGUGCAAGCCACUCGAAGACUGUGCCAACACGAUAUGAGCAUGAGCAUGGAUCUAACGGCAGCUCGUCCAGUCGGCAUUCUGCCCUAGCCAAGUCGUUUGGUUACUUCGAAGACAGCAAUUCCAACACGAUGGCUUUGCUGCGGAAUUUAGAAUUGCCUGAUGAGGAUGAAACGGAACUAAUCGAUCCCUCUUCGCGGUCUAUAUGGGGUACCAUCCAACAUGAGGUUGGGCGUAUGCCCGAUCGCCAGAUUGUAGAUUUCCUCGUGCAGUACUUUGUCAGUGAGUUGAAUUGGAUGAAGCUAGUUAUCCAUGCUCCCAGCUUCUUAACCGAUUAUCAGCAAUGGUGGGCAAAACGGGAUAAUCCAAUGACAGUGUCUGAUGUCGAUUCCUGCCGUCGCCGUCGCACACACAUUGUCGACCAGAUCUACGGCCGAUCACUGGAAGAUAUUCGCGACACUUGCUGUGAUAUCGGAGAAAAUCUUGCCAAAGCCUGUAACAUGCUUGACGGGAAAGGUUCCCUGUUCCGUGUGCAGCAUCUUCUAUUCGCUGCUCUAAAACUAUCGUGUGAAGGGGGGACAGCUUCAUUCUGGGAAGGGGUGGCUUCUGCUAGUCGAGCCGCUCAAAAAGCUGGUAUUCACAGAGAGGCCACUGAUUGCAGAAGGUCACCCCCCUUAUUACAAGAAAAUGGUGCCCAAGAGCUAGAAAAAGAGGUUCGACGGAGGACCUUCUGCAGCCUUUAUGCUUUGGACAGCCAUUUAGCCAGACAGCUGGAUAGGAUUCCGUUCUUGCCGGACAAUUCAGUCGUGGAGAUAUUACCCCGGUUGCGCUUAAUCGCUGAUAUUGGCGAUUCGCCAUCAAACAUAGAUGGUAGUGCUCCCAAUAUAUUCACCGAGCGGCUCAUGGAAGUUCAACUGGCCCUAUUCUGUCGAAGUCUAAAUUUAAAGCAGAACUCCAAGUACGAUCCAACAGAGAGUGAGCACAGAUACGAGAGACUUUGCGCCGAAUAUCUCCCUAGCAUCCACGCAGCUUUCGCUAUAGACAAACCAGAUAUGACAUGGGACGAGGCUCUCCCAAAGCUACCCAUGCAAAGGCAGCUUUUCUACAUCUCUAUUUUCGACUCGGUCUGUUGGAAUUUCCGACCCCUUCUAUUACUCAAACCUAACGAUGUCGCAAGUCUACCGCCUUACAAGCGCGUACUCCUGCAAUCGCAAAAGCUAAGACUUGGCCUCGCUGCACUGAAAGAGCUUGAGGCCGUGACCGCCCUCCAUUUAAUGUUUGGCGGCUCAUACACGCGCUUUGGCGCUAUCAUCUUCAACACUUUCGAGGCUGCCGUACUUUUACUCUGUCUUUGCACGCAUGCAGAUUUCCCAUUUGACCAAGGAGACGAGAACACCGACAUUCUGGGAAUGAAGGUUAAAUUGUCCCGUAAACGGGCGAUGCAAGUGGCCGAGCUGGCCAUUAAUCGCCUUCAAAUGCUGGCCGAGUUCAGUGACAUGGCUGCGUCAGGGGCCCGGGUAGCUACUCAGUUAUUCGCCAGAGCAUUUUGGGUGAAGCAGCCAGCGAAUCCGAAUCCAGAUUCCCGCGCGGUAUCCGAUACCCCUUCUUUAUGGGCACCGCUAGAUUCGGGGACUAUGGAGAGUAUCGAUGAUGAUAUCCAAGAGCAAUGGCAGUCUUUAGGACAGAAAGAUUUUGUUUUGACACCCGAAAUGUUUUUGUCAAUGGUGCAACAGAAUACUUCAUCCCCAAACGGCCAGGAAGCCCCGAUAGACAUCCCUUUGCUCUGGGGAAAUUUCGGACUUUAG